This is a messenger RNA of Oppia nitens, 1748 nucleotides long. It is a transcript of the gene SH3PX1, whose product is annotated as sorting nexin-33-like. The record is from RefSeq and is a predicted model, not a curated record. The coding region runs from base 90 to 1748 and encodes 552 amino acids. Gene Ontology annotation, cellular component: cytoplasmic vesicle; plasma membrane. Lineage: Eukaryota; Metazoa; Arthropoda; Arachnida; Sarcoptiformes; Oppiidae. Gene Ontology annotation, biological process: endocytosis; plasma membrane tubulation; endosomal transport. Gene Ontology annotation, molecular function: phosphatidylinositol binding; protein binding. The transcript has 2 exons.
UAAUUUUAAUUAGUGUUUAAUAUAUUUAUUUUUUGUACAAAUUGUGUGACAAUUAGUGCCUUCAAAGCUAUUAAUGUUUUAAUAAUAAAAUGAAAGUCAGAGUAUUGUAUGAAUUCAUAGCUCAACCAAAUUCAGGUGAACUCAGUAUUAAUAUAAAUGAUUUACUGACCGUUACCCGACAGGACAUCGGCGACGGCUGGUGGGAGGGAACCACUCAAUCGGGACAAACGGGACUCUUUCCGGCCGGUUAUGUGGAGCCCGUAGCCGAUGUACAACAGGACUAUACUCGAACACAACCUGAAUUACCGCCAGUGCCGGUACAGCAGAUACAGCAAGCGGUCAACAGUGCCCCGAACUAUGAUGACGGCGAUUGGGGUGACGAUGACUGGGACGAUGACGACGACAGUCAGGCCUCUAAUUCUCAGUCCAAUUAUGAUUACAGCCCGCAGUCGCCGACCAGUCUUUAUAGUACUAAUGCAACGACUCCGACGUCGCAAAUACAGCCGAUAACCGGUCCGUCUAAACCAAUUCAACAGCAAACGGCUCGCAAAAGUUUCAAUCGAUUUUCGACUUUUGUAAAGUCCGGCGGAGAGGACUAUAUAUUGGGUUAUAAAAAAUUAAAUGUCAAUCAAUCUAAUUUCAUCUUUAUUAUUGAUAACGAUUGUACAUAUAAAUGGGAACCGAAUCCCAAUUUAUGUCAAGUUAUGGUCGAUAAGCCUAAGAAAGAGACUAAAAUGAAAGGUCUGAAGAGCUUUAUUGCCUAUCAGUUGACACCCGACACGACUCGCAUUCAAGUGAGUCGUCGAUACAAACACUUUGAUUGGUUACACGAAAGGUUUCAAGAAAAGUUUACAACAAUACCGAUACCGGCUCUGCCCGAUAAACAAAUUUCUGGCCGAUAUGAAGACCAAUUUAUUGAACACAGAAGACUACAACUACAGUCGUGGGUCAACCGUAUUUGCAAACAUCCUGUGCUCUCGCAAUCGGAUGUGUGGAACCAUUUCUUGACGUGUGGUCCGGACGAGAAAAAAUGGAAAUUAGGUAAACGAAAGGCUGAAAAGGAUGAGUUGGUGGGCGCCUCACUAUUCUUUGCUAUACAACCACCUCCUAAUAGCGGCCCACUAAACAUGAUAGAUGUAGACAGAAAAAUGGAUCAAUUUAGUCGAUUUAUUUCAAAAAUGGAUGAUUCAGUAAAGUUAAUGUACAUAACAGCACAGGAUCAAAGCAAGAAGUUUGCCGGUCCUUACAAAAGGGAGUUCUCUAAGAUUGCCCACUCUUUUCAAACACUCGCCGAUUCAUUUGCUUUCAGUGGAGUCGAACGCAAUUUAAGCAACGAAUCGCUAAAUAAAGCCAUAAAAAAUACGAGCGAUACCUAUGAAGAUAUCGGCAGAUUGUUUGCUGAAGAACCUAAACAUGAUUUUGCGCCGAUGUCUGAUAUGUUACAUGAAUACAAAGGCAUACUAACGGCUUGGCCAGAGAUCAUGCAGGUCCACAAGGGAGCCAUGAAUAAGAAGAAGGAACACCAAAGAAUGCUAGAAGAAGGCAAGAUUGACAAGACUUCGGCGGAUCAGAUCAAUAGUCGCGCCGAUGUCGUCACAUUUGCCACGUAUGCAGAGAUCAAUCAAUUCCAAGAAGAAAGAAUAGACGACUUCAAGCAAGCGAUGCAAAGUUUUCUUACGUCACAAAUUAGAUUUUAUCGGGAAAUUGCCGAAAAACUUGAGGGAACGCUAACAUACUAUAAUUUUUAA